Dicrocoelium dendriticum is the source of this 261-nucleotide messenger RNA. Lineage: Eukaryota; Metazoa; Platyhelminthes; Trematoda; Plagiorchiida; Dicrocoeliidae. The record is from the annotation of a GenBank genome assembly.
AUGUCUUUUAUCAAUUCAUCUGGUGGUCACCAAGUUCCCCGUGCUCCCUCGGAUAAGCAAUUGACUUCGUUUAACAGAAGUGCUACUCUCCCAGCGAAGGUCCAACAAUCCGCCUAUCUCAACUCGCACAACACUGGAACACUCCAGUCCACCGAUGGAGUCCGAUUCGACAGCGACAAAGAGACACCUAACGCGGAGAAGAAAAUCAAAAAGAAGGGAAGCUUUCGCAUUCCUUCGUUUUCACGAAAGAAGAAGCAUUAA